CGAGCACGUCCUCGCCGUCGACCACGCGCUGCCGUACCCAAAGGACCUCGAAAUCGGCGGAAAGAGGGCCUCCGCUCCCCGGAGCGGGGACCGGCACCGCCUCGUCUCUCUCGACGUCUUCCGGGGACUCACCGUCGCGGAUAUUUGUGUCUCCGAUCAUGCCACGGAUUGCAGCGAUUGCAUUCUUUCUUUCUCAAUACUUCUGAAACCAUCCAUGGCGUCGAUAUCCAUCUUGGCAUCGAAGAUACCCAUUCGAUCCCUUAGAUGUGUUCUCCUGCUGCCUCUCGCGUGCCGCUCAGUGCUUCUGGUCGGCGCAGAGUCUGUGGCGAACGCACCAAACAGCGAUUGCAUUCAUUCUUUCUCAACACUUCUGAAAACAUCCAUGGCUUCGAUAUCCAUCUUGGCAUCGAAGAUACCCAUUCGAUCCCUUAGCUGUGUUCUCCUUCUGCCUCUCGCUUGCCGCUCAGUGCUUCUGGUCGGCGCAGAGUCUGGCGAACACGCCAAGCAACGAGUCCCUCUCUCUCUCUCUCUCUCUCUCUCUCUCUCCUCUCUCCCCCUGUGCCGAAGCUUCAUGUAGCAAACAGGAGGGGGAGAAGAGAGCGGAUGUCAGAGGCGUUCCUGCAUCGAAUUGUGCGACUAUUUUGUUUGCAUUUCACUGUAGGCGAUCCGCCGACACACAGCUAGCUCAUCUUGUGGAUCUUGUCCAACUAUCCUUGUAGCUGCGACCAUCCAAUCCCUACACAUCAGACAUUGCUCACACUAGUCUUAGAAUAUGUCCGGCACAGUCGGACGCGCUGCGGCCCCGCCAUGGCUGAAGGGGAUCCCGCAAGGCCGUCCUCCCGCAGCAGAGCACGUGAAAAGGCGGACCCACCGGUUGAACAAUGGUCGGCUUAGGUCAAAGUUGCAGCCUUUACGAUUACCCACUCUAUUCUCGUAGUAGCCCCUCGAGUUUAGUGCUGCGAGCACUGCGUUUAAUCUGUAUGUGUUACAGUAGUGUUGCUAAUUGUUGCCUGCACUGCUUCUACCUUUUAGCAUUUGAAGGCCUUUGUGCGUAUGGGACAUUAGGUUGAGGUUGGUGCUCUCCUACCCAACGCUUUUUCUUAGGGCACAUGGUUCUGCCGUAGAGUUUGGGUAGGGUAGGUGUCCGUGGACCUCUGCUCCACUGGGGCAAGUGCCUUUGUCUCUGCAGAGCUGACAAAGGUUGUGGACCUGAUCUUAAUCCAUUUCUCUUUCUAAGUGGAAGCAUUUUGUCAACAGCAUCCAGUGGAAAUGCCUCGACUGGUUGGGGGUAGCACCAUUGAGCCUUGAAUGAAGCGACCCAACGUACUCCUUCACCCUUUUAUCUGGAGUUGGGACCGGACGGUGUUACCACCAGAAGCAGGAUUUUUCUUGGAGGCUGACGUACCUUCCAUCUCUGUGCUUCGUGUCGCAUAAUCCAAAAGCCCACGGAAUUGCCUCCGGUGAAGGCAAUUGGGAAUGCUCAUGAUCUUCGUAGACGACGCCGGAACAUAUCUUCCUGCUAUCAACCAUUCUCCUUGGGAUGGUGUCAACCUUGCUGAUUUUGUUAUGCCAUUUUUCUUGUUUAUAGUUGGAGUUGCGCUUGCACUUACGUAUAAGAGAGUCUCAAACAAAGCAAUGGCAACCAAGAAAGCAGUCCUUCGAGCAGCGAAGCUCUUCGUUGUAGGCCUUGUUAUUCAAGGUGGUUAUUUCCAUGGCCUUCACAAUUUAACUUAUGGAGUUGAUAUUUUGAGUAUAAGAUGGACCGGCAUACUACAGAGAAUUGCAAUUGCCUACUUGUUGGCUGCAAUAUGUGAAAUCUGGCUUAAAAGUGAUGAUGAUGUUGAUUCUGGUCACUCCUUGGCCAGGCGAUACCGAUCUCAAUUGUUGGUGGCUUUGAUCCUUACAACCAUUUACAUGAUUCUUCUAUAUGGUCUAUAUGUUCCUGACUGGGAAUACCAGAUACCAGUGGCAGGAUCCGGGCCCAAGUCCUUUUCAGUCGAAUGUGGAGUGAGGGGUGACACAGGACCUGCCUGCAAUGCUGUGGGAAUGAUCGAUCGCCGAAUCUUUGGCGUCCGACAUCUUCAUAGACGUCCUGUCUAUGAGAGGACAAAGCAAUGCAGCAUAGAUUCACCAGCUAGUGGCCCACUUCCACCUGAUGCUCCCUCAUGGUGUCAAGCUCCUUUUGAUCCUGAAGGACUACUUAGUUCUGUAAUGGCAAUUGUGACUUGCUUGAUCGGGUUGCAGUUCGGGCACGUUAUAGUGCACUUUAAGGAUCACAAGGAUCGAAUCGUGCAGUGGAUGAUACCUUCCUUCUGUCUUUUAGCAUUGGCCUUUUCAUUAGACUGCUUUGGAGUGCAUAUGAACAAGGCUUUGUACACCUUAAGUUAUACUUGCGCCACUGCUGGGACUGCUGGGAUGCUCUUCACUGGAGUAUAUGUGCUGGUUGAUGUCUAUGGCUAUAGGAGGCCAACACUGGCAAUGGAAUGGUUGGGUAUGCAUGCUCUUAUGAUCUACGUUCUAAUAGGCUGCAACGUAUUUCCAGUAUUCAUCCAAGGAUUCUACUGGAGGGAGCCUCAGAACAAUCUUCUGAGGGUCAUUGGAAUUGGUUCUUGAACCAGAACCUGAGCAAUAAUAUAGCAGGAGAUCAGAUGGCUGCCAGAGUCUGAGGUGGAGGGAAUCAUGGUAUGUCGCAUGUAGUCCUCUUCACCAAAAUAAAGCUCUUCAGUUUAUUGCCAUUUACCAGUUCCUAAUGCUUGGAGAGAGGAUCUCUGCUGUGCUGGUGAGACCAAAAUAUUCUUUCUUGAGCCUGUGAAAUGGUGCUUCAAAGGUUAAAUUGCAGAUCACAAGUUACACCAUUUUUGGCUCCUAUUAGUUUCUACCUAAAGCAGGCUCCUGCAAUGGGCUUCUAUUUUCAGUUGCCUGUAAAGUACUCUAUAUAAUGCUUGUAAAUCAAACUACUUAUGAAACUUCCACUGCUUCCAUUUCACCACUCCCUCCUACCCCAUUCCCUAAUGAUAGCAAGAACAAAGCAAUUCCAACAAUUGCAGAGGUUUUCAGAAGUUUCAUGUGCAUGUUUGGAGUUAAUGUCA
Messenger RNA from Musa acuminata AAA Group (dessert banana), 3089 nucleotides. RefSeq lists its product as uncharacterized. Bases 1477 to 2613 code for a protein of 378 amino acids. The transcript has 14 exons. Lineage: Eukaryota; Viridiplantae; Streptophyta; Magnoliopsida; Zingiberales; Musaceae. The record is from RefSeq and is a predicted model, not a curated record.